This is a messenger RNA of Sipha flava (yellow sugarcane aphid), 380 nucleotides long. RefSeq names its product cytochrome b-c1 complex subunit 9 (gene ox). The record is from RefSeq and is a predicted model, not a curated record. Gene Ontology annotation, biological process: mitochondrial electron transport, ubiquinol to cytochrome c. NCBI's taxonomy places the organism in Eukaryota, Metazoa, Arthropoda, Insecta, Hemiptera, Aphididae. The coding region runs from base 129 to 305 and encodes 58 amino acids. The transcript has 3 exons.
UAUCACCUUCAACUCGCUGUCCUCACCGAAAUCGUGAAUCAUAUUUGAGUUAUUAUAUUCGAACAUUUUCUUGAGACUUAAAUCUUAAGCUUAAAUACUUGCCUGGCAAAGACGAACAGGUAAUAAACAUGUCGAUUGUUAAUGUAUUAUAUAAAACUGUUUUGAAGAGGCCGUCUCGCUUCUUUGUUGUGGUUGCUGUUACAUCUCUGUUUUUUGAAAGAACAGUUGAUAUCGGCAUUGAAAGCUUGUAUGAUAGAAUAAAUCGUGGAAAACAAUGGAAAGAUAUUAGCAGUAAAUAUGAAUAAAGAAAUCACGAAAAUUUAUGAUUAUAGUUACAUAGAUCCAAUAUCAAUAUUAUACUUUAAAAUUGUACAAUUUAA